This is a messenger RNA of Lactuca sativa (garden lettuce), 690 nucleotides long. RefSeq lists its product as uncharacterized. The record is from RefSeq and is a predicted model, not a curated record. NCBI's taxonomy places the organism in Eukaryota, Viridiplantae, Streptophyta, Magnoliopsida, Asterales, Asteraceae.
AUGUACUUCUUAGUGGCUUUGGAUGGAAACCAUGAACCCCUACUCUUAGCAAUUGGUUUGGGAACCUUAGAGUGUGAAGAAUCAUGGAGAUGGUUCAUCAUGAAGUUAAAAGACUGUUUAGGUGAGGAUACAGAUGUUGGUUUCAUAAGCAACCUAUGUGAUAAAAUAGACUUUGCUGUUCAGAGUGUCUACCCAGAUUCGUAUCAUGGAUAUUGUCCUAAAGAUAUAGCCAGAAAAAUACGAGAUUCUAUUAGACAUAAUGAUACAGAAGUCGAAACGAAACUACCUUUCUGCACCUUGCUUAAGAGUCCAAUUUUCUGGCUUGACGAUAUAACAAUUUCAAAAUGGACACGAGCAUUUUUCCCAAAAGUACGUUACAAUGUUAAAUCGAUUGAUGUCCUUGAAAUGUUGAAAAUUAUAUCCACGUCCACACGUGAGUUUCCUAUAACAACGAUAAUUGAGUUAAUCAAUACGUCGAUACAAACAACAUAUGCUGAACGAGAUGAAGUGGCAGGGAGGUUGUCUGGUGAGGUGACCCCUUAUGUUGAGAUUAAGCUUCAAAAGCGUGUAAACAAGUCUUAUAAUUGGGUGGCAAAACGUUUGUAUGCAGAUACAUUUGAAGUCGAUAACAAUUUUGCCACCAACAAAGUACAAUUUGAACGUAGGGUAUGUAGUUGUGGGAAAUGGUAA